This is a messenger RNA of Vitis riparia (riverbank grape), 1336 nucleotides long. RefSeq names its product WAT1-related protein At1g68170-like. Gene Ontology annotation, cellular component: plasma membrane. The transcript has 7 exons. The record is from RefSeq and is a predicted model, not a curated record. NCBI's taxonomy places the organism in Eukaryota, Viridiplantae, Streptophyta, Magnoliopsida, Vitales, Vitaceae. Bases 249 to 1331 code for a protein of 360 amino acids. Gene Ontology annotation, molecular function: transmembrane transporter activity.
CAAAGGAAAGGAAAUACUGGAGGUCCAAAACAUUGAAGCACGCCUGUGAUGAAACUGGACAGGAGUCCUCAAUCCUUGAUAGGGCUCCCUAUAAAGGAGAAACGCAUCCCGGAAGCUCCUGCCCUUCUCUCUGGAUAGAUUGUUAUAGACCCUUUUUUUUUUCAUUGAGAUUCUAAUAUCGACUUGAUUCUUGGUUUUUGGGUGGGAAGCUCUGCAACAUUGUUGAUGGGGCGAAACCAGCCAUAGUAAUGGUGGUUGCGCAACUAGCCUCUGGAGGAGUUCAAAUUUUCUACAAGCUGGCUAUCAACGAUGGCAUGAACACCAGGGUUCUUAUAGCCUAUAGAUACAUCUUUGCCACAGCUUUUAUAUCUUCUCUUGCUUUCAUCUUGGAAAGGUGGAAGAGCCGUCCAAGAUUGACAUGGAUGAUAGCUCUACAAGGGUUUCUAUGCGGAUUAUUUGGAGGAGCAUUGGGUCAGAAUUUGUACGUCGAAAGCAUGGUUCUAACAUCUCCGACUUUUUCAGCGGCCAUGGCUAACCUCAUUCCGGCUGUUACGUUCAUCUUCGCCAUUUUUUUAGGGUUGGAGAAGUUGGCGAUCCGAACGUGGGCAGGGAAGGCUAAGGUGACUGGCACCCUAUUGGGCAUAGGUGGAGCCAUGGUCCUCACCUUCUACAGAGGACCACAGAUCAACAUAUGGUCAACCAAAGUUCACCUAUUAAAGCACAAAGAUCAACACGUGGCAGCAUCACACCGGGGGAUGGAUAAUCGUGUGUUGGGCUCAUUACUGGCUGUAGCAAGUUGUUUCUCCUAUGCAACCUGGUAUAUAAUCCAGGCGAAGAUGGGAGAGAGGUACCCAUUUGACUACUCUAGCACUGCUCUAAUGUGUGCUUCUGCAUCGGUCCAAACAGUUGUGUAUGCCAUGUGUAAGGAAACAAAUUGGUCCGCGUGGAAGCUCGGAUGGAACAUCAGACUUCUCACUGUUGCCUACACGGGAUAUUUGUCGUCUGGAUUUAUGGUGGUCCUUACCAACUGGUGUGUACGCAAGAGGGGUCCCCUUUUUGUAUCGGUCUUCAACCCUCUCUUGCUGGUAUUUGUAGCCAUCCUUGAUUCCUUACUCCUCGAUGAGAAGUUGCAUCUCGGAAGUAUAAUAGGAGGGGUGCUGAUAGUAAUUGGGUUAUACGCCAUGUUGUGGGCAAAAAGGGAGGAGAUGAAGAGCAAGGCCAGACUCUCACAUUCCAAAAGGUCCAAAGAGGCAGAAAUAAUAAAUGUGGGCACAGCCCCAGCUGAAGAUGACGAUGUAUCAGCUGCAGCUACCGCCAACCCCAGACAGUGAUAAGU